UGGCUCGCUUAUGACUCAGUAGUCAGUGCUGAGUCCUGCGUUUGCUUCUUCUUCUUCUUCUUCUUCAGGUGUCUUCUUAGAUCUGAUCGCGAGUUCUAACGAAAGGUUUUAGUUUUAUACAAUGGGUCGUGGAAACAGCUGUGGUGGAGGUCAAAGCUCAUUGAAUUAUCUUUUUGGUGGUGCUGGUGGUGACGCUCCUGCUCCUAACCCUGUUCCAGCUCCUCGCCCUGCGCCUACUGAAGCUAACAACAGCACUGCACCAUCACCACCACCUGUAUCAGCUGCCACUGCAACCGCACUCACGACUGCUACUACUCCUGUUGAGCCAGCAGAGCUUAACAAGCAGAUUCCUGCUGGUAUCAAAACUCCUGUCAACAACUAUGCCAGAGCUGAAGGACAGAACACCGGAAACUUCCUCACUGACCGUCCUUCGACCAAAGUUCAUGCAGCUCCUGGAGGAGGAUCAUCCUUGGAUUAUCUCUUCACUGGUGGGAAGUAGAAUGAAUAAUUUGCAAAGGCGUAGCUUAUGCACUGUCUCUGCUAUCUAUGAAACUGUUUGAUGUGAGCCUUUAAAUGAUAAGAAGUCGGUUUCUUGUCUCUCCUUAUCUCAACUCUUUGUCUGUAAUAUUCUCCUGAAAAAAAUGUUUUGAGUUUAAAAAGAAAACUUCAAGUUUCUGUUAUUAACCAUCAA
Messenger RNA from Camelina sativa (false flax), 691 nucleotides. Its product is annotated as protein SPIRAL1. Gene Ontology annotation, biological process: cortical microtubule organization. Gene Ontology annotation, cellular component: cortical microtubule, transverse to long axis. The record is from RefSeq and is a predicted model, not a curated record. NCBI's taxonomy places the organism in Eukaryota, Viridiplantae, Streptophyta, Magnoliopsida, Brassicales, Brassicaceae.